UCUCUCUCAGCCGUUUUGGACUCGAGCUCGUCGCGCUCUAUUGCCGCCUCAAGCUCGUCGCGCUCUGUCGCCGCCUCAAGCUCAGUUGCUGCCUUCCUGUGCUCGAUUCGCCGAAGUCAGAAGCAAACGGAACCAGAAUCUGGUCCCUUGGGUGGUGGUCGUUGUUGUCUUCUUGGUCGGCCGUUAGUUUAGUUGGUCAGCUUCCUUCGUUGUGAGUUGGUCCCUGGGCAGGACCGGGUCAGUCGGUUCAACCAGUAACCUACCGAUUCAACCAGUGAUCCAGUAGUAUAAUCAGUUGGAUCAUUGGUUCGGUUCGGACGACUAUGUGCUUUAGUAUGGACUAUGGAGACAGUUGAGUCUUGACCCUGGAAUUUAUGAAAGCCCAAUCAUGUUCAUCUCUACUCGCGUUUUGCUCUGCGUUCAUUCGUCUGCUCGUUUCUUCGAAGAUCAUUGUUAGUGGCUUGGUGCUUCAUUCUGCCUCUGUCACUAACUUGCUCCUGCUCUCUCCAUCUCGGGUUGAUCCCUGUGCAGGUGCUGCCGCCGCAUCAGUUCAGUUUUUGCUGCAAAAAAUUGCGAAGGUUCUAUUGAGCGAAGUUAUGAAGCCACUGCAUCGAAUUAUCGAAGACAAGUUGAUUUUCCUCUUACAAUCAUGUAGAACAUCAAAACACAUGUGUCAGAUUCAAGCCCAAAUAAUUACCUAUGGACUCCAACACAAUCAUUUCAUUACUCCAAAUUUCAUCAAUGCGUGUUCCAACCUCACUAAAAUGGGUCAUGCCCAGAAACUGUUUGACAAAAUGUAUGAACCGAACACUGCCUCAUGGAAUGCCAUGUUGACAGGCUACUCCCAUGUUGAGUUUUACCGGGACGUCGUUGUUUUGUUUGCCCGAAUGAACCGGGAGGGUGCAUUGCCCAAUUGCUUUACCUUCCCUAUGGUUGUCAAGUCUUGUGCAAAGGUAGAUGCAGUAAGAGAGGGUAAACAAGUUCAUUGUCUUGUGGUGAGAUACGGUUUCAUGUCAAACUCCUUCGUAGGAACUUCGUUGAUUGACAUGUAUUCGUCAUGGGGAUCCAUUGGGGAUGCUUACAAGGUGUUUGCUGAAAUUCCUCAGAAGAACGUAGUUGCUUGGACUUGUAUCAUUGUUGCCUACAUUUCAUGUCAUGACAUGCUUUCUGCCCGGUGCUUGUUUGAUGUGGCACCAGAGCGCGAUGUGAUCCUCUGGAACACUAUGGUUUCAGGCUAUAUUGAGGUGGGAGAUAUGGUGGCUGCCAGAAAACUUUUCGAUAAGAUGCCGAAUCGGGACAUUCAGUCUUGGAACACCAUGCUGAAUGGUUAUGCGAAUAAUAGAAAUGUUGAAUCAUUUGAGAAGAUAUUCAAGGAGAUGCCUGAAAGGAAUGUGUUUUCUUGGAAUGGGUUAAUUGGAGGCUAUGCUCGGAAUGGCCUAUUGUCUGAUGUUUUGGAAUCUUUUAAACACAUGUUAGUUGAAGGUUAUGUUCUGCCUAACAAUGCCACGCUUGUCACAGUGCUGUCUACAUGUUCAAGAUUAGGUGCCCUUGAUAUGGGUAAGUGGGUGCAUGUGUAUGCAGAAAGGAUUGGUUAUAAGGGAGACCUGCAUGUUGGAAAUGCCCUAAUUGACAUGUAUGCAAAAUGUGGGGUUAUUGAAAAAGCGAUUAAUGUGUUUAAUCAUCAGCAUAAAAAGGAUAUAAUUACUUGGAACACAAUCAUUAAUGGUCUCGCCGUGCAUGGGAAUGCAGCUGAUGCCUUGAGUAUGUUUGAUAGGAUGAAGCAUGGUGGAGUGAAACCAGAUGAAGUUACUUUCGUGGGAAUUCUGUCUGCUUGUACACAUAUGGGGUUAGUCAGGGAUGGAUUCACAUAUUUUCAAUCCAUGGUUGAUAGUUAUUCACUUGUGCCUCAAAUUGAGCAUUAUGGGUGUAUGGUUGAUUUGCUUGGAAAAGCUGGUCUCUUAGAACAAGCUGUAAAUUUUGUGAGAAAGAUGCCGGUGAAACCAGAUGCAGUUAUAUGGGCGGCAUUGCUUGGGGCAUGUAGAAAAUACAAGAAUGUUGAAAUCGCAGAGCUGGCUCUUACACAACUCAUCGAACUCGAACCUAAAAACACCGCAAACUUUGUCAUGCUUUCAAACAUAUAUAAAGACCUUGGAAGAUGGGAAGAUGUUGCCAAGUUGAAGGUUGCAAUGAGAGAUACUGGUUUCAAGAAAAUGCCUGGAUGUAGUGUUAUUGAGGCCAAUGAUAUUGUGGUGGAGUUUUAUUCUUUGGAUGAAAGGCAUCCGGAGACAGAGAAUAUAUACAGGACAUUGCGCGGAUUGACAAUUUUGAUAAGAUCGUAUGGAUAUGUUCCAAAUCCUGGUAUUGUUGCUUGAGGCUGAAUAUGAUUUUUAUGGAUUAAUGCGACUGGAUGCAGGGGAUUAAUUCAUGCUUCAACUCCUAGAUCAGUGGUAAGUACUCCUUGAAUCCAAAUAGUUACUUUUUUUACAUUGCAUCCAUAAUUUUCCCUUUCCCCUUCCAUUAGAGUAGGAAAUAUUUUCUUAAACCAGAUUUUUUAAUUCUGAUGGUGUUAUUAAUCUAAUAAUUAUUAUAUUGUCCUAGCAACUACAAUGUUCAAGGAAGAAGGGAAGAGAAGGGGAAAUAGCAAGGAUUCCUUCUCUACAAAAAAACCUUUUUCUUUUCUGUUUCUUCUUUUUCUUCUAUGCAUAUUUCAGCACUCUCCGAAGAACUAUUAUCAAAGCUUACAGGGACAAAAAAAAAAAAAACAGAAUAUAGAAGCAGAAAAUGGUACCACAAAGGGGAGGUCUAGAGAGGAUGAUGGCGAAACCACUGAGCUCAGAAAAGAGGACGGCGGGUCGGCUGCGACACUGAGAAGACGAAGGCGACGGUGCUUGAGACAGAGAGAUGACGGAGCUUGAGGUGCGGUGAAACGCGAACGGCGGAGCUCCAGACAUUGCAGAUGGCAGAGCAGGAGCUUGAGGUGUUUUGAAUGGUGGACGCUGUGUGAAACUUGAAUGUGUGGGAGAAUACAAAAGUGAUGAGUGAUGAGUGCUGGAUGAUGAGAGUGAUUGAGUGAAUACAUGCUUGAUGCAUACAUUCAUAUUAAAAAUAACAAUUGGUAACAAAAAAGUUGAUACCUACUGUGUUAUUAGUGUUCAAUAUAUUAUUCGGUUCCUAGAUUUUGAUAAGGAUUCUUUGUGAAAAUUGUGCAGGAAAAAACCCUACGGGCAAGGCCAAGGCCAAGGGCGGCUUUGGCCAAGUGUAGAUCUAGUCAAGGGGAAUGAAAGUGAGGUUAAUGUAUCUGCUGACUUGGUAGCAAAACGUUUUUACCAAAGAAAUGCUCAACACAACAACAAAAAAUUUAACAUUCAUGAGUCAUUUUACAAUAUUAUUUUUCACAAAUAUGAAGGACACAUCUAAAAUGUUCCAGUUAAAUAGUUCUCUAGCUUCAGUUAAAGGACAGUAUAGUUGCCUUUUUAAUAA
Arachis duranensis is the source of this 3480-nucleotide messenger RNA. RefSeq names its product pentatricopeptide repeat-containing protein At2g44880. The record is from RefSeq and is a predicted model, not a curated record. Lineage: Eukaryota; Viridiplantae; Streptophyta; Magnoliopsida; Fabales; Fabaceae. The coding region runs from base 375 to 2372 and encodes 665 amino acids. Gene Ontology annotation, molecular function: RNA binding; protein binding. Gene Ontology annotation, biological process: RNA modification. The transcript is spliced from 4 exons.